Messenger RNA from Selaginella moellendorffii, 1161 nucleotides. Its product is annotated as ent-kaurene oxidase 2. Gene Ontology annotation, cellular component: chloroplast outer membrane; endoplasmic reticulum. NCBI's taxonomy places the organism in Eukaryota, Viridiplantae, Streptophyta, Lycopodiopsida, Selaginellales, Selaginellaceae. Gene Ontology annotation, biological process: gibberellin biosynthetic process. The record is from RefSeq and is a predicted model, not a curated record. Bases 1 to 1161 code for a protein of 386 amino acids. Gene Ontology annotation, molecular function: ent-kaurene oxidase activity; heme binding; iron ion binding. The transcript is spliced from 5 exons.
AUGGCAAAAAGCGACCUGGAUCAAGCUUUCAGUGAAUUCGCUACUGGGUCUUUUCUUCCUCCUGCCGCCACUGGCGCUGCUUUGCAUCACCGUCGCCAUCUUACACAAAGGUUGCCGUUUGUUGGAAAUCUCCUCCAGAUGACGAUGGAGAGGCCACACCGCAAGCUUACAACCUGGAGUAACGAGUAUGGGCCGAUUUACACCAUCAUGACAGGCCAGAAAUACCAAGUCAUUGUCAGCUCGCCUGAGCUUGCAAGAGAGGUGGUAAACAGCAUCUUUCAUGGCAAAGCUAUAACUCGCUGGUGGCAGGCUCUUGUCGCCAAGUAUUCCUCCAUCUCCAACAGGGAUUUGGGAUCAAACAUUACCAUUCUUACCAGGAACAGGAAGAUCGUGGCAAUGAGUGACUAUGACGAGCGGUACAGGAUGCUCAAGAGAAUGAUGGUGAACAACUUGCUCGGACAAACUUCGCAGGUUACUUUGCUCGUUUCAUUGCCUUUGACCUCAUCUCGAUCUUUCAGAAAUCUUUUCGUGGUCACCGCGAGAAGUACUUGUACAUUGCACUCGACGGCCUGUUUGAUGAGCUCCGGAGGCUUCCCGGCUCUACAGGUUUUCGGCCGAGAUAUCGAGCGGGUUAGCGUUCCAAAGCUUGGAAUGGAGGUGACGAGAUGGGAGAUUUACCGCACUCUUGUGCAGGACUUGAUGAAAGCGUCCGUCCAGAUCGACUGGAGAGACUUUUUUCCGAGCCUCAAGUGGAUUCCCAACCGGAAGUUUGAGGACGGGAUCUACAGGGUGGAGCGCAAGAGGUCUGCGCAGCAGCGAGACAAGUGCUACUGUGAUGUUCUUCUGGACAAUGAAUCGCACUAUAGUAAGGACGAGCUGUUGCUGGCUGCGUGGGAGCCGAUCAUCGAGAGCUCCGACACGACACUGGUGACGUCCGAGUGGGCUCUCUACGAGCUGGAGAAGCUCUACGACGAGAUCAAACGCGCCGUGGGAGACGAGCGUAUGGUGAGCGAAGAUGACCUUCCAAAUCUUCCCUUCCUCAACACUGUCAUCAAAGAGACACUGAGAAAAUACAGCCCCGCUCCAAUUCUCCCCCCGAGAUACAUACUCGAGCUGGGUGGCUACACCAUUCCGGCUGGCUACCAGGUGAGUGAAAGCUGA